This is a messenger RNA of Aplosporella prunicola CBS 121167, 1718 nucleotides long. RefSeq lists its product as uncharacterized. The record is from RefSeq and is a predicted model, not a curated record. Gene Ontology annotation, biological process: phosphatidylinositol phosphate biosynthetic process; inositol phosphate biosynthetic process. Gene Ontology annotation, molecular function: inositol-1,4,5,6-tetrakisphosphate 3-kinase activity; inositol hexakisphosphate kinase activity. The transcript is spliced from 2 exons. The coding region runs from base 200 to 1480 and encodes 426 amino acids. Gene Ontology annotation, cellular component: cytoplasm; nucleus. NCBI's taxonomy places the organism in Eukaryota, Fungi, Ascomycota, Dothideomycetes, Botryosphaeriales, Aplosporellaceae.
GCACACACUCCCGCGCUUCCCUUGCGAGACACACUACGACGACCCCGCAACCGACUGCCUGGUUAGCUGGCUAUCUAUCUAACUACAAUAGCGAGGCUUGGGGCCCCACAAUACUGAUCGCCGCUGUUUAUCGGUUUUAUCUACCUACCUACCUACCUACUUGUCGGUGCUUUGUUGAUUGGGAGUAACGAGGCGAGCUAUGGCGCAGUCGAAGAUCGAUCCUGCUACGCUCAGCGCGUUUGAGAACGCGGCUGCGGGACACGACGGCGUGCUGUCGGACCCCUCGGGCGAGCUCGUCAUCAAGCCCUGCACAACAGCCGAAAUCGCCUUCUACGAGUCCGCCAAUGCGGAACACGGCGCGCUGGCGGCGUACAUGCCCACGUUCAUGGGGACGCUGCAGCUGGACGCGACGGCGUCGAGCGCCGCGGCUGUGGACAGCGCCACUGCGGCUGCGCCGGCCAUACCGGAGGCGGGCGCCGCGGCUAAGGACAGCGUGCUCGGGGGCUCGUUUGGCGAGACGGGCGGCAUGGCGGGCAAGAUGGGCGGCGUGGACUCCAAGGCUGCAUGGCAGCAGCAGCCGCAGCAGCAGGCGGAGGAAGAGGAGAAAGAGGCAGCACCAGGUACAGCAGCGACGCUGAAGCCCGACGACCCGGGCCCUAUGAAGGGCAAGAAGCUGGACACGGAGACGAGCAUCGUGCUGGCGAACGCGGCGGCCGGCUUCGCCCGCCCCAACAUCCUCGACCUCAAGCUCGGCGCGCGCCUCUACGACGACGACGCCGCGCCCGCCAAGCGCGCCCGCCUCGACAAGGUCGCCGCCGAAACCACCAGCUCCAGCCUCGGGUUCCGCGUCGCGGGCAUGCGCGUCUGGCAGGGCGCGCCGACGCCGGCGCAGCAGGGCGCCGACGCGCCGCGCGCGACGGCCACCGAGACGGACCAGUUCGCGACGCUGGACCGGACGAGCGGGUACAAGACGUUCAACAAGCUGUACGGGCGCGCGUUCAGCGCCGACAGCGUGCGCGACGCGUUCAGGGAGUUUCUAGUCGUGCGCGCGGCGGGUGUCGGCCCUGCUGCUGCGCGCAAGACGACACAGCGCUUCUUGGCCGACGUCAAGGCCGUGCGCGCCGUCUUGGAGCGCGAGGAGAGCAGGAUGUACAGCGCCAGCUUGCUGUUCGUGUACGAGGGCGAUGCGGAGGCGGCGCUGGAGCUGCGCGACGCGGCGAGGAAGGCUGAAGGCGAUGUUCAGACGGCCACGAGUUCGGGGGCGAAGGGCUGGAAUGAAGAGGACGAUGAUGAGGUUGAUGUGGAUGUGGACGAUGAGGAUGAGGACGAGCCCAAGCUUGCCGUCGUCAAGUUGAUCGAUUUUGCGCAUGCGGCUUGGACGCCGGGCCAGGGGCCCGAUGAGAAUCUGCUUAGGGGCGUGCGGUCGAUUCAGAAGUUGCUGGAGGAGAUGGAGGAGGAGCUGGCUAAGGAGGCGGAGUAGGUGGGCUUUCCUCUUCCUGCUUCUUCUGCUCCUUGGUCCAGCUGUUUUUUUGGGCUGUGGUAGGGGCUUUGAGGGUAGAGCUAGAUGCGUGCGUGGUAUAAGGUGGGUAGAGCGGACUGUAGAUACCCUAGCGUGGAAUCAAUCAUUCAAUCGAUCGCUUGCUUCGGCGUUGAGAUCAGUGGUUCCUUGUGCGAUGAGAUAGAUGUACAUAUUCUCUAUUACGGGCGUGCUUCCAGCU